Messenger RNA from Sebastes umbrosus (honeycomb rockfish), 4112 nucleotides. RefSeq names its product WD repeat domain 97 (gene wdr97). Bases 321 to 4112 code for a protein of 1263 amino acids. NCBI's taxonomy places the organism in Eukaryota, Metazoa, Chordata, Actinopteri, Perciformes, Sebastidae. The record is from RefSeq and is a predicted model, not a curated record. Gene Ontology annotation, molecular function: protein binding. The transcript has 21 exons.
GGACAUAGCCCCUCAGACGCUGGUACCCAGGAGAACAAACUUUUAGCACACAAUUAAUGUACUUUGUUUAUUGUUUUUAGCUAAAAUAAUGUAACAUUGUGUAGAGUGCAGACCUACUGCUGCAUCCGGGACUACAUAGCUACAACAUUUAACUUAGUUUAACCAACUUUUCGGCAGAUAACGCUAUAAAUCUUAAUCUUUAUAGAGAAAAGGAGCAGCUAAAAGUGUCCUGUACAAGCAAAUGUCACCAGCAAAAAGGAGACUUUUGCUGCAAAAGUGCAAAAGGUCAGUGGAUGCAGCAGAUGUAGAAAGUGGUGGUGAUGAUGGCCACAGGAGAGGAGACGAGAACAACAACAGCCCUCUUCUCAAGUCCCACUUCGAGGCUGUCGUCUCAGGAGAAUGGGACGCCAAACGGGAAGACCCUUGGAGAGCAGAAUUUGUUCAAGCAGGACGUGAAGCAAGUUACGAGCAAGGUGAAACACUCUAAAAGCAAGCAGUUCACUGAUGGUCUCCAUCGCCGGCACCAUUUCUCCUGUGACAGCCCUGUGCGUUUCAUGAUGUAUUUUGAAGCUGCUGAAGGCUUCAUUGGCCUCCAUUCAGACAAAACAGUUUGCCUUUACAAAGCUGACGGCCACAAGCAGACUUUAUCAGAACACCUCCCUUUCUUGGGCCUGACCGCCACAAAGACUGCUGGCCGUCUGGUGGGUUGGGGCCCGGGGCCUGUCUUCACACUACUGGACGGUGAGUUAAGCUUCCUGGAUGCUGCCCACGGUGGACUGGACAUACGCGUGUGUCAGGUUUCUGAGCACUCCACAGAGAUGGUGACUGCAGGCGUGGGGAACGUGUGCGUGUGGUCGGUGAUGCUCAUGGCGUGUAAGGUGAAGAUACAGGAUGAGCUGCAGCACGGCACUUUCACUCAAAUGGCGUUGGCUCCCCCACGAUCUGACAGGCCUCACAGGGCAUUCGUUGUGUGCGGGCGGGUCGUGACGGUGGUCGACCUCCGUGCCGGGAAGGUUUUGGAGCACAAGAGGAAUCUCUGCUCACGAGCUAUCACUGCACUGGUAUACUGCUCUAAACUGGACUGUUUGAUCACUGCAUCUCAAGAGCUCUCCAUUAGAGUAUGGGGUCCAGAUUGGGAACUUCGUGUGUCUUUUGUAGAACAUAACGGUGCGGUGAACUCUCUGUUCUACUGUUCUGCAUUAAGCAUGCUGUUAUCAACCUCCAUGGAUUGUACGAUCCGUUGCUGGAACGUGGAAGAGGGUGAUGCGGUUAAGUGUGUCCAAACAGAGCAGAAAAACCCUCCGUUAUGCAUAGGAGGCACUGAAAAGGGAGAUGCUUUCUUCUCCUUCUCUCACCAGGGAGUGGACGUCUGGACCAUCAGAACCUUGUACACCCUCCACUGUAAACUUAGAGGCGGUAAAGGAGCCCCACUGAGACAAAUCCUAGCCUCCCCCUUCCCUGCUCCUUACCCUACUCGACUCCUCUGUGUGAGCGGGGACAGUGAUAUCACGCUUGUGGCUGCAGAAACAGGAGCAGUGUUGACUUCUUUCAAGGCAAAGCAGAGGAUUUUGUGUGCCGACUACUGCCUGCAGAAAGAGAUUCUGCUGGCUCUGACUGACUCAGGUACGGUGCUCCAAGCCAACACACUCACUAAUCCAAUCACUUUGAUGCAAAAGUGGAAGUGGAGAGGCCAGGGGCCCUGGCAGCAAGAGGACAAUGUGACUAAGGAUCUGCCGAUCCCCGGCCCGGCCUGCUGCCUGAUACUCUACAGUGCUGUAUCUGAAACAGAGGGAGCUUUAGAGGAGUGGAGGAGUCUGCAGAAGAGCAGAGGAUGCAGUCACAGGAAUAUGGCGGCUCUUGAUGAUGCCAUGAAUAAGUUUUUGAUCAUCCUCGGCCAUAGUGGAGGCUGUGUGAGUGUUCUGAGAAUCGAUAAUGGGAAGGUGUUGCUCAGGACGCCAGCACACAAUGGCCAGAGAGUCACAGCAAUGCAGGCGUAUCCUGAGAACGGUUACCUCCUCUCCACAGGUGAGGACAUGACAGUGGUGGUGUGGAGAGUAAACCCCUAUGUCCAGGAGUGUCUCAGCCAACAGCGGAGCCUGCACUAUGGCCAGCCUCAAGGCUACCUGGCGGCGCUAUGGCUCCAGCUGGCCCUGCCCUUUCAGGAGCCCGACAGUGACACCUACAACCUGAUGCACUUUAACCUGCUUGACCAGAGCCAGACCGAUUACUCAGCCGAGGAAGGACAUUCAGACCACUUCACAGGAUUGUGUGCGUGUCCUGAUCUGGAGGUGUUUGUCACCAGCAGUCGAGAUGGGACAGUGUGUAUCUGGAAUAAGGAGAAUCACCUCAUCAGGACGCUACAACUGAAUGCAGCUCCUGAGUGUCUGGCUUACGGUGGGAUUGGAGGAGAACUGUUUCUUGGCAUCAGAGGGGAUCUGCACAGGAUGAAUUGUGCAAAGUUCCUGCCAUACAUCUAUCAACAAAUUCUCCUUUACACUUAUCGUGCUGAGCUCAUUCAUGACACGCCUAUCAUCAAGAAUGAAGAAGAGCGCGGCAAAAUAAAGAACGCAAGCACAGACAAAGACGAGGAAAAGGAAUCGGCAGCAAUCGCCAACAAUUUAUUAUUGACCGAAGACGUGUGGAGACAGAAGGUGUCUCUAAGCUCAGAAACCUCAAACAUGGACCUCACUGCACUCCUACGAGGCUCAGUGAAAUGCCACAAAGGGAAGCCUCCCAGUACAAAGGAAACCAAGAAAGAGGCCUUUGGUCGCUACAUGAACAUAUUAUAUGGGCUGCCCCUCAAUAUUAAGAUUAAUUGGGAGGACCCUUUUGACCGAGAUGAAUUUGAGAUGAACUCAUUUGAUCCUGAACCAUAUGACGUCAAGCCCCGUAACCUUCCUACCUUAAAGGAGGACGUACGACGCACUGAACCUAAAGUAAAGACUAGGAAGAAAAAGGCUACAUCUAAAAUCUGUGAACCAAAGACCCCGGUGAAAGUCAAACCACAGCCUGUUACACCCAAGAAACCUGUCAAAGUGAAGGAGUAUGAAGAGCCUCCAGAGAUCAUUUCUCCGAAACCCAAAACUCCUACUCCACCACCUUCUCCUCAUCCAAAGACCCCCCCACCGUGGGAAACCACGGUGCCGAUGUUCCUCAAACAGUUUGCAGAUGCAGACUGGUUUAAAGACCUGUUUCCUGAUGAAACGUGUAUCCCAAGCAACCUGUCUCCAGAGGACCUCGCCUUGCUGCUGCUGGGCCUCCUCAACACCUGCAGCGCUGAGUGUAGGAUCAAGAUCCUCGCUGCACUGCAGGCGCUGUACAGCCAGGGACUCUUACAGAAUAUAGACACGCUUUACCAAGGCCUCCUUGACCUGGUGCCCAAAUUUGCGAGACCUCCCAUGUCAGCUGUGGAACGGGCCGCGCUUGUUGAAAUGUUGAAUCUGCUGAUGCGUCUUAAGCCUGCCAGCAAUGAGUUUGUGAAAACGCUUCUCACCCUUCUGGCUUUUAAAAGGCUGGGUCUCCGAGAAACAGUGCUGCGCAUGCUGACUACAUUAGGUCUAAAUGAGCCUGAGGAGUGGUUGUGGCCAGAGCUGGAGACCUGGGACUCUGAGCUGCGGGACCGUUCUGACAUCUGGAAGAGCCACCAUGACAGAGCAAACUCUUGGCUGGAGUUAUGGCUCUCCAAAUACAAAGAACAUCACGGGUAUCUGGACCUCGGGAGUACAGCAGAGUUUAAGCCGAUGACCUUCAGGGUGAUGGAUGUGCUGAAUUAUUUCUGCUCAGUCCAGAAAGAGGAGUACAGAAAGGCCCGAUGUGUUGCACCUGCUAGUAGCAAAAACACAGUUCUUUUGCCCCUCUAUGACUGCAGUUCUCGACCAAUCCUUCGUCUAGGAGAGACUUACAGCAUGGCCAGGUCAUGGAGGCCACCGGGUGUAAUUCUGCCUCCCCUGAGAAACCGUCCCUUCCUCAUGCACUUUCCCAGUUUCAUCUCUUUGCCGUUACCUCGGGUCAUUCUUCGCCCCUUUCACGACUACUCAGACGAGGACAUGGUGAUGGUCUCGUCUCGCCGCUACUACAUUCAACAGCAGUCGUACGUAGAGUACUACAGGUGA